Kwoniella botswanensis is the source of this 1743-nucleotide messenger RNA. RefSeq lists its product as uncharacterized. Gene Ontology annotation, cellular component: membrane. Gene Ontology annotation, biological process: transmembrane transport. Gene Ontology annotation, molecular function: transmembrane transporter activity. The record is from RefSeq and is a predicted model, not a curated record. The transcript is spliced from 7 exons. Lineage: Eukaryota; Fungi; Basidiomycota; Tremellomycetes; Tremellales; Cryptococcaceae. Bases 1 to 1743 code for a protein of 580 amino acids.
AUGAACAGCUCAACGACCUUUGACCGCAACGACACCGUUGAGACGUAUACAUCUACAGUCAACUCACCGGACCCGAAUCUAUCACCAUCACCCAACAGGACUGUAGUUGAUCUGGAUGAAAACCUGAACUCGAAAGCUGCAGGCGAUAAGCUCGAAAAGAAGUUGGAGGAUGAGUUGACCGCUGAGCAAAAAGCCGAACAAGAAUUGAGGAGGCAUAGAUCCACGACAGUCAACGGUGCUGAGAUCAAACUGAGUCAGAAGAGGAAAUGGUUCUUAUUAUUGGUAUUCUCAGUUGCACAGUAUCUCGAUAUCGCCUCAUAUUCCGGUUUAUUCGUAUUUACUGAUGCUGUACUCAACGAUCUGGACAUCUUAUAUGAGUCGUCAUCCUGGAUCAUUACCGCUUACUCAGUCACGUUCGCCGCGUUCUUACUAUUCUGGGGACGAGUAUCCGAUUUGUACUCUGCCAAACCAGUAUUCGCCUAUGGAUUCCUGUUGCUUGGUCUCAUCAAUCUGAUUAUCAGCUUCAUGACCAACAAGUAUGCCUACUUUGUAUUUAGAGCUAUCAGUGGUAUUGCCGGAGCUGCAACUAUCCCGUCCGCAUUCAGACUCAUAUUGGCAAUCUUCGAACCAUCUGAAUUACAUGUCGCCCUUACCCUCUUCGGCCUGAGUGGUGCUAUUGCCAAUGUCACCGGUUUGGUCUUAGCAGGUUUCUUCGGCUUCAUCACUGCUGGUGGUCAGAAUUCAGCUUGGAGAUGGUUCUUCAGAAUGAUCGCGAUUGUUUGUGUCCCCUUUGCCUUUGCCGCCAUCACACUGGUACCCAAGACCAGAGGCGAUCGAUGCGACGAAUGUACACAACAUGAGAAAUUCAAGCGACUGGAUCUUGUCGGAGCUUUCACCAUGCUGGUCGCUAUCAUUCUGAUCAUCCUCGGAUUGACUCUCGGUGCCUCCUACGGUUGGAAGACCGCUAAAUUCUUGGUACCAUUCCUACUUUCUUGGCCAAUCUUCGUCGCCUUCUUCAUAUGGGAAGCAAGGUUGCCCGAAGGUUACGCGUUGAUCCCUCCAAGUUUCUGGAAGAUCCCAAAUAUGACGCUGUUGAUUGUCUUCGCUCUCGGUAUCUACCCUUGGUGGGCCGUCAACCAAUUACCACUCGUCGAGAGAUUCUUAGUUGUCAACCACGAAACACCCAUCAUAGCUGCUGUUCGAAUGCUUCCUCAAGGUCUAGCCGCAUUGGCAGUAGCUAUGGUCAUCCCUCCUCUACUUCAGAAAUUGGGUUCCGGUAAAUGGCCAAUAGCCGUAGGGAUGUUACUUGGUUCGGUAUCAUACAUAUUGAUGAUCUUCUCCGAUGGUGUCAUUGAGAACAACGGUUAUUGGAGAUGGUACUUCCCAGCUUUCAUCCUUGGAAGUGGAGCUGCUAUGGCUAGUUUCUUAGGUACAAAUAUCACCGUGAUGACCUCGGUACCACCCGCCAUGUCCGGUGUGGCAGGAGCGAUGCUUCAAGUAUCUCUUCAAGUUGGAGCUGUCUUAGGACUUUCAGUUCAAGCGGGCUUGUUAACGCUCAACGAAGGUUCUUUCGUCAAUUACGCCAAUGUUCAGGCAUCAUUCUGGUUCCAAUUCGGCUGGUCCGUCUUCAACAUGUUGAUCAUUGUCUUCUUCUUCAGACCUGGUAAAGCCGCUGAGGGUAGUCAACAGGCGGCGAAGAUCAAAGGUGAAAAAGGUCCUGAAUCGACUGCUGUCAUUGUAUGA